Eleginops maclovinus (Patagonian blennie) is the source of this 3700-nucleotide messenger RNA. RefSeq names its product sodium- and chloride-dependent GABA transporter 2-like. The transcript is spliced from 15 exons. NCBI's taxonomy places the organism in Eukaryota, Metazoa, Chordata, Actinopteri, Perciformes, Eleginopidae. The record is from RefSeq and is a predicted model, not a curated record. Bases 222 to 2102 code for a protein of 626 amino acids. Gene Ontology annotation, biological process: sodium ion transmembrane transport. Gene Ontology annotation, cellular component: plasma membrane. Gene Ontology annotation, molecular function: gamma-aminobutyric acid:sodium:chloride symporter activity.
CAGUGGGCUGCUAAAUGCAUCACUUUAAUUCUAAAAUGUGCUCUGAUAAGUGCAGCUUUCUGAUAAACACUUGCUUGUGAAAACUUUCCAUUCCUGAUAAUCCCACAAGAUUAACUUCAACAAAUAAAAAAACAAAGCUUAUGAGGAAACAAUCAGCUGAGUAGGUUUGUGUCUGUACUUAACCCAGAGCUCCAAAGCUUUGACAGCCGUUUUUCCCGUAAAUGUGGAGGAAGCAGUGCGACAUUUCUUCUAAUCUCCUAUUUUUUCUGAACAUGUCAAGAGAAUUCCAUAAAGGAAACAGCGUUGACAUGCCCGGACAGGAUAACAGUCAGUUGAAGAAGACCCAAUUGUUGGACCGAGGCCAAUGGGCAAACAAGUUGGAGUUUCUUCUGGCUGUAGCGGGAACCCUGGUUGGGCUGGGAAACCUCUGGAGGUUCCCCUAUUUGUGCUACAAAAAUGGGGGAGGUGCAUUUCUGGUUCCAUAUGUCUUGUUUCUGCUCUCAUGUGGUAUCCCUAUGUUCCUAAUGGAGACGGCCAUGGGACAGUACACAUCACAAGGAUGCAUCACUUGCUGGCGCCACUUCUGCCCCUUGUUUGAAGGGAUUGGCUAUGCUACUCAGGUUGUGAUUGCAUAUGCGGCCGUGUCAUACAUUGUCAUCCAGGCGUGGGCUUUCUUCUACCUCUUCUCAUCCUUCAGUGCUGAGGUCCCGUGGGCCAGCUGCAGGAACUCCUGGAACACAGAGAAAUGUGUUGAAUUUGACAAAACAAACACUUCAACCAAUUGGACAGCAAAUGCAACAACGCCUGCAACAGAAUUCUGGGAGAAACGGGUGCUGGGAAUAUCUAACGGGAUUGAAGAGAUUGGUAGCCUGAGAUGGGAUCUGGCCUUGUGUCUGUUACUGGCGUGGAUCCUAUGCUACUUCUGUGUUUGGAAAGGAGUGAGAUCUACUGGGAAGGUAGUUUACUUCACAGCCACUUUUCCAUAUCUGAUGCUGGUGGUUUUGUUGGCUCGUGGACUUACUUUACCAGGAGCUAUUGAUGGCAUUGCUUUCUACCUGUAUCCAGACCCCACAAGGUUGGUGGACCCUCAAGUUUGGAUGGAUGCGGGUGCACAAGUUCUUUUCUCUUUUGGGAUUUGUCAGGGGAGCUUGACAGCUCUAGGCAGUUACAACCAGUAUAACAAUGAUUGUUACAAGGACACGUUUGUUCUGUGUUUAGUGAACGGCGGGUCAAGCUUUGUGGCAGGGUUUGCCAUCUUUUCAGUUUUGGGCUUCAUGUCCUACGAACAGGGAUUGCCAAUAUCUGAAGUGGCAGCGUCCGGACCUGGCUUGGCAUUUAUUGCCUAUCCACGUGCAGUGGCCAUGAUGCCGUUGCCUCAGCUGUGGUCUAUUUGUUUUUUCCUCAUGGUCAUCUUGUUGGGUGCAGAUACACAAUUUGUGAGUCUGGAAUGCCUGAUGACCUCAGUGACAGACAUGUUCCCCACCGUGUUUCGAAGAGCUUACCGUCGGGAGUUGUUGCUGCUCUGUCUCUGCACCGUUUGCUUCUUUCUCGGCCUCCUCCUCGUCACAGAGGGAGGCUUAUAUUUCCUUCAACUUUUUGACCAUUACGUUUGUAGUGGCAGCAAUCUUCUUCUUCUCUCAGUGUUUCAGUCGAUAGGAAUUGGAUGGAUAUAUGGUGCAGAUCGUUUUUAUGACAACAUAGAGGACAUGGUGGGUUAUCGUCCGUGGCCAAUAAUGAAGUAUUGCUGGCUUUACAUUACCCCCACUAUUUGUCUGGGUACCUUCAUCUUUUCACUGGUGAAAUACAAGCCUCUCAAAUUCAACAAAACCUACAUCUACCCAAGCUGGGCUUAUGCUCUGGGCUGGUCCCUCGGACUGUUCUGCGUUCUCCUGGUUCCUCUGUGGAUCUUCUUCAAAGUUGUGCAGAUGAAAGGGACAAUAGGGCAGAACCUCAGGCAGCUUUGCCGCCCUGAAAUCAAGACACACAGCACAGCAAAGCAACCCGAGCAAUGCCCCUUGAACCCAGACAAUGAUCUCACAUCUACUGCCAAUGAGUACAAAGCAGGUGGUGGAGCAGAGAUGGAAAUGCAAAUUAUGCCAUAGAGGAUCAAGAGAUGCCAAUCUUGAUUAUCACUGCCCAUUAACAUGCACUGUUGCCACACAUUUUUCUCCAAAGGUAGUGGCAGCUGUUAUAUUCAGACAAUGCAGAAAGCCUUUAUACAGAAUGAAUGUACAUGGAAAAUGUUGCCUUUUUAUUAUUUGAUAGUUUUUUAUAUAUUUACACACGUAUGUUUGAAAUGGUUUGCCUUUUUAUUUUCGGACUCUUUUAGCUUUAUGUUCUAUAUUUUUAUGCUGUUAUGUUUAUUCAUCUGUAUAUCAUUAUGACAAUUCAGUGGGGACCAUAAGCAUAGACCAAGAAACAAACUUCUUCACAGUUCAGUCUGCAUUUUGCUUUACUGUGUAACACCCACCACACACAUCACAUACGACACAGCGACAUUCCAAAAAAACACUACAACAUUUCAAAAAUUACGGAAAGGGUAUUCCUUUAGGGAUAACACUUACUGUUUGUAAUUGGACAGAGCCAGUCAGAGAAAAACUGCUUUGAUUGGUGGUUUGACAGCGCUGCAUCUUUCCUGUUUGGUAGUACUCAGCUGUGUCGUUACACAUUUUAAACUGAGUUGAAAAGAAUGGAAGAAGAGAUGGAAAUCUUAAGGGAAUAUUUGAACAAAGGAUAUACAUAUGAAUUAAUCCUCGACAUGCUGUCAAUCCAUCACGACAUCAGCCUGUCCCUUAGAACACCGACAUUUAUACAGCUUUUCUUUAAGAUUUCAGAUAAAUUCAACAUUGUUUUACCAUGAUUGCAACAAAAAGCUGUGUGAACUGUAAGUUAUGAUGGUCUGGCUUCUUCUCCAUGGCUCAUGGGAGCUGUAGCACUUUGAGUAAUUGGCCAUACCUGGCUCGAAGAAAAACACAUAUCAUGAAUUAAACUUGAAUACUUUAAAGUAUAAUUACAUUCCCAGAGUUCAUUGUGCCUAUCUUAAUUAUCAUAAACAAAUAAGAAAACAUUUUAAAUAUGGGGAAAUAUUUCCGGAACCCUCCUCUUGCUCACAGAAAAUGUAUUAUUGGACCAAUAUUUGAAAAAUGUCUUCAAUUAGUUUUCUGUAAACUAGACAUUAAGAUAUACCUCACUGUCAUACAUGCACAAUCUUUGGUAGUCACACUUUGGGACCCCAUUGUAGUUUUUUUUAUUAAUGUUAAUGAUAUUUCUGUUGUUUUCAACUUAAAUAAACAUGUAACAAACAAUAAAUAAACAAUCAUAAGUCUUUAUUCCACUAUAAACUUUUAACAUUUAUUAUUUUAUAUGAUUCUCAUUAUAAGUAUAGACUGAUGAUCAGCAACUACAGCUGUUUAAGUACCAAUAUGCUCAGACAAAAUAUCUGUUACGGCAAUUUAGGACAUGAAUGAGACAUGAAGUCUAAAAUGUUGUAACCAUGUUGCACCUGAAGUUUAAAUUUAAUAAUUAAUGUCUAUUUUUGAUAGAGUUCGAAUCUAAGUUGUAUUUCCAAACACAAGUUAAUCACAGACAUUUUGUACUUUUUCAGGUUGACUUUGUAUAAAAAAUGUAAAAAUGUUUCUGUAAAAUCAUAUCCAUGCUAUGAGAAAUCAAUAAAUUGCAUAUUUUGCAGAUUCUGAAAUAA